CAUGGAACAGAGUGAGCACUAGGACCCUGGUGGUGUCCUGUGCUUUGUUUCCAUAGCUGCAAACAUGAGGUGAUCACUUUCAGAACUACUGUACAAACUGUUCGUUUAAACUAACUUACUUCUUUUUAGGAGCACUACAACCAAAUGAAACUACGUUUUGUCGGGAAUGGACAAUGUACGACAACAUUCUUUGAUUUAUUUUGGAGACAGUAUGAUAUGCAGCUGCCAGAUGGUCUUGGAGUUAGUAUUGACCAGAGAAACUAUGUAUUUAAUUAAAAGCAAAAUUGUAAAUUGAUAAGUGUCUAUAAACAACCACUUGAUAUACAGUACGAGUGGCCACAUAAUUACUGUUAUAAAUUCUCGCUGAAGUGAAGAAAGAAGACUCCGCCUUCAACUACAAACACUUAAUUAAGAUGAACUGCUAUGAUAGGAGGGUAAGACGGACUAGACCUGCACGGGAAGACAGCAGAAAUGAUCUGGUUACCCCUCCACGGCGGUCCAGAGUGAACGGCUGGUCAUUGCCUAUACACUCCUUCCAGCUUGUCGCUUGGCUGUUCUACACAUAUCUGGCUAUUGUAGGGUUUGGAAUCUACAUACCUCUGCUGCCUUACAACUGGAAGUAUGCUGGCUACUGUAUAAUUGGCAUAGCAUUUGCUUCUCACUUUGUUAUGCAUAUAGUUGCUGUCUCCAUUGAUCCUGCAGACCACAGUGUACGUGCCAAGAACAACUACAGGAGUCCAAUGCCAGCCUUAGACAGGGCGAAGCACCCUCAUGCAAUACAGAACCUGCAUUGCUACCUGUGUGAAGUCGACGUUGGACUAAAAGCAAAACACUGCAGUAGUUGCAAUAAGUGCAUCUCUGAUUUUGAUCACCACUGCAGAUGGCUGAAUAACUGUGUCGGGGGAAGGAACUACUGGUUUUUCUUCUGUACUGUGCUUUCUGCAGUCCUUGGUAUUAUUCUGAUGGUGCUUGUGAUCCUGUAUGUUUUCAUUGAACAUUUUGUGAAUCCUACUCAGCUGCGCACUGCUCCUCAGUUUCAUGAAAUUCAGGAGAACAGCACGUGGCUGGCAUUUCUUCCGGUGUCUCCCAUGGAAACAAGUUCAGCAGGGAUUCUGGUUCCAGCAUUCAUUUCCAUUCUCAUGGGAUUGGCCUCUCUCUUGUUGCUUGGACAUUUACUUGGAUUCCAUAUUUACCUGUUGACAAAGAAGCUGAGUACGUAUGAAUAUAUAGUGAAACAGAGGCAUACUACAAGUAUUAAAAACCAGGAUAAGGAUUUGGAGUCAACAUCAUCAACAUUCAGAUCUCAGAAUGUGCCAGCAAUGCAGACCUCUGUUGGUUGUGAUUCGCCCUUAUCUGCAAGGUCCAGUGCUUUCAAGUACCAGGAUAGAACCCACGUAACCAUUAAGAUGUCCAAUGGUGAUUGUGCAGGGGGAGAAAUCAAACAAGCAACCAGUGAUACAAGUGAGAAUUCAUACUAUACUCCAAAACAGACCACUCAAAGCUUAGCAGUAAACUUGGAAGGUGAAUGUUUGGUGGAUUCAAAAGGAAGCUGUAAGUCUGCAUCUAAACAGAAGCCAAAUAAUUCCUACCAGGAAAGUGUGGAAUCUAUAGAGCAAAUCCCAGUAGCCCAAAACCCUCUAGGGAGUUGUGCCAAGCAAAGUACCCCCUCAAAGCAGUCAAAACAUGCUGCUACGCAGCUUGUCACGACUCCCUCUCCCUGUGCAUCUGAGAACCCAGGGAAUUUGAGACAAUCGUUUCUUAGCACACCUUUAUCAAUGGACACAACCCAUUCUGAACAGGAAUUGUCACAUAUAGGAACCUCACACUUCAUGGAUGGAAGUCAAAGGAGUUCACAAAAAGUGUUUUUUCAUACUACAGAUGUUAAUUCGCUUUGCUUGGGCAACAGCGUUCUCGAAACAGACAUAGAGAGUGAGCCAAGCUAAGAAUAAGACAAUAUGUACUUUAUUUUUUUUUUUCUUUUUGAAUGGCUGAUGGAGUUCUGGUUCACUUAGUAUUACCCCCCUCAGCACCACAAGGCCUAACCUUUGGAAGUCUUGAACUGGACACACUGCACAGGUGUUCUUUUUUUAUUCUUUAACUUUAUUCUUGUUGAAAAGAAAUGGACCUGGAUGUUUUACAGCUCACGGCUGUGCUGAAACUUCAAUCUGCACUGUUUAAAUUUAAAUGAAUAGAAAAAAAUAAGAUUUAAUAACAUGCUGUACUUUUAGAUUGAUUAAGUGCUUGUCUUCAUCCCUCCCGCCCCGAAAUGUAAAAGAUUAUGUUAAAAUUAUUUCAAUAUUAAGCUAUAUGUUUAUACUUUUAUUUAUAUCCAAUGAUGGAACAUUGAGUUGAUUUGAGUGGUUUAAUUUUUAAUUUGUUAUGUUUGAACUUCAAGUCUUUAAAGGAUUUUCAUAUAAUAAAAAAUAACAACUGUUCUCUCUGAACGCUCUUUA
Messenger RNA from Acipenser ruthenus (sterlet), 2453 nucleotides. Its product is annotated as palmitoyltransferase ZDHHC11-like. Gene Ontology annotation, biological process: peptidyl-L-cysteine S-palmitoylation; protein targeting to membrane. The record is from RefSeq and is a predicted model, not a curated record. Gene Ontology annotation, molecular function: protein-cysteine S-palmitoyltransferase activity. Bases 414 to 1943 code for a protein of 509 amino acids. NCBI's taxonomy places the organism in Eukaryota, Metazoa, Chordata, Actinopteri, Acipenseriformes, Acipenseridae. Gene Ontology annotation, cellular component: Golgi apparatus; endoplasmic reticulum. The transcript is spliced from 11 exons.